CAGCAGCUGAGACUGAGAGCAUCCCUUAGUGGCUAGCGGAUGGUGGAAAUCCAUUCGCUGACUCGAAAACACCGCCGCAUUUCCCACCGCCUCCUAUUAGUACCUGUGUCAUCACUUUGUCAGUUCCCCGGCCAGUAAUGCUCUGAAACUCCGACUAUUGGACUCCGAAGACGGGAAGAUGUCCGGCAUAUUCCGGUACAAAACCAAGCUCCGUUCCCUCGCCCCAAAGAUUACCACACUCUCCCUUUCAUCCUCCAAAUUCCACUCCUCCCCUCGUAAAACCCUCCGCAAAAUCUUCGAAUACUUCCCCAGUCCCCAGCCCCGACCCCACCUGAACCCCCUAGGGUUUGUUAGCCAUAUCCAAGAACGUCACAAAUGGCACGGGAGUUCGGAUAAUUACGAUCAUAUUAAAGCGGAAGUGAACUGUCCGCGCUGCUCGAAGCUCAUGAGUGUUCUGUUCUCCAAUCGCCCGUUAUCCAUUUCUCGGAGCGAGCCCGGAGUUUACCAGGCGGUGAACUUGUGCCCUAACUGCCGUACGGCGUUUUAUUUUAGGCCGUUUAAGUUGGAACCGUUGCAGGGGAGUUUUAUUGAGCUUGGGAGGCUUAAAGGAGGGAAGGUGGAUAUGGAGGGGAAUAGUGAAAGUGGUGUCACUGGAGGAAGAGGAGGAGAGAACGGGAAGAAGAUUUGGGAGAAGCUGAGGAACUAUAGUGGCGGGAGUAGUGCUAGUAGUAACAAUGUGAAGGAGGGGAGUUGUAACAGCGGUGGAGAUGUGGAGGAGAAAGCUGUGGGGCCCGCAUGGGUGGAGGUAGGGAGUGGAGGAGGGGAAUUUGAAGGGGCUAAUUUGGGCAAGGAGUUGCCGACUCCGAAGGAGAUAUCUAGAGGGCUUGAUGACUUUGUUGUUGGACAAGAGAGAGCUAAAAAGGUGCUAUCUGUUGCUGUUUACAACCACUACAAAAGAAUCUAUCAUGCUUCCUUGCACGGAGAGUCAGGUGCGGAAUACAGGAGUACCGAUGGUAAGAUUGGAGAUUUUGAUGCUGAUGAUGUGGAGCUGGAGAAGAGCAAUGUGUUAAUGAUGGGCCCAACAGGCUCAGGGAAGACUUUACUUGCAAAGACGUUGGCUCGUGUUGUAAAUGUGCCUUUUGUCAUUGCAGAUGCAACAACACUGACUCAGGCAGGUUAUGUUGGAGAAGAUGUGGAAUCCAUUUUGUAUAAACUACUCAUGGUUGCAGACUUCAAUGUUGAAGCAGCUCAAAAAGGCAUUGUAUACAUUGAUGAAAUGGACAAGAUGACAAAAAAGGCUGAGAAUUUGAGUGCCGGCAGAGAUGUAUCUGGAGAGGGUGUUCAACAAGCAUUGCUGAAAAUGCUGGAGGGAACUAUUGUAAAUGUACCUGAUAAUAGAGCUCGAAGGAACCCACACGGUGACUCUAUUCAGAUAGAUACAAAAAACAUCCUUUUUAUAUGUGGUGGAGCCUUUGUUGAUUUGGAGAAGACCAUUUCAGAAAGACGACAAGAUUCUUCCAUUGGUUUUGGAGCACCAGUUCGUGCUAACAUGAGGCAAGCUGGUCUAACUGAUGCUGCAGUGACAUCCUCACUACUAGAAUCUGUAGAGAGCGGUGAUCUAAUCGCAUACGGGCUCAUACCUGAAUUUGUUGGGCGGUUUCCUAUUUUGGUGAGUCUGUCUGCUCUAGAUGAAGACCAACUUGUUCAGGUUCUCACUGAGCCGAAAAAUGCCCUCUGCAAGCAAUAUAAAAGGAUGUUUGCCAUGAAUAAAGCCAAGUUACAUUUUGAAGAUAAUGCACUUAGACUUGUUGCAAAGAAAGCAAUAGCAAAAAAAACUGGUGCACGAGGCUUAAGAGCAAUACUUGAGAAUAUUUUGACAGAGGCCAUGUUUGAGAUUCCUGAUGCUGGAUCUGGGAGAAAUCUGAUUGAUUUAGUUUUGGUUGAUGAAGAUGCAGUAGGGUCACUGGACAGACCUGGCCUUGGAGCAAAAAUUAUUCAUGGCAAUGGUGGGUUGGAGCGUUCUCCUUAUGAAACAGAAUUGAGAGAUGGACAGGAAGGAGGGGAGAUGGUGAGGGUAGACUUGGAUGGAGAAUUGGAGGUUCCAACAGCCGCCCUAAGCUUGUAAAUAAUUGUUGUGUAACCUUUCCUCCAGUAUACAGUUGGUAUGAAUGAGAACCGCUUCAAAAGGUUGAUAGAUGGCCAAGUUUCGUUCGGCUAGAGCUCUUGAUUGAAAUUUUCUGCAGCACUUGUAUCUUCUUUAUGAGCCAUAAGCGCACCGCAAGCUUUUCUUAGCAAA
Molecule: messenger RNA, 2296 nt
Organism: Coffea eugenioides
Lineage: Eukaryota; Viridiplantae; Streptophyta; Magnoliopsida; Gentianales; Rubiaceae
Product: CLP protease regulatory subunit CLPX2, mitochondrial
Exons: 15
Coding region: 179-2125 (648 amino acids)
Biological process (GO): protein catabolic process; protein folding; proteolysis
Cellular component (GO): mitochondrial matrix
Molecular function (GO): ATP hydrolysis activity; ATP binding; ATP-dependent protein folding chaperone
Source: RefSeq, a predicted model, not a curated record